AAUACGCCGCUAGCACCGCCCCGUGGCCGAGUCGUCAGGCACGCGAGACGAGAGACCGUCCAUUGCUCGCCGAGGAAUUUGAAAAUUCAAACGUCCGACGUGAGUUAAGGCUGGUGCGGCGAUUUGUGUUGGUAGCCGCGGGGCGCGGGUAUACGGGGAGGCGUGUCGUGUCAUCAAGCGGAGAAGGAUCCUCGUCGUCGACGGGACGCGCGCGCUUCCGGGAGGAAUCCACAGCCGAGCGUUUGGCGGAUCGAGCCGACCGAGUUGGACGAUCACGAUCAAGCGAACCCUGCGUAUCUCUCCGAUACGCGAGCGCGCCGUGAGCGCGGCCCCCAGAGCUAAAAGGAGAUUGUGAUAGAACGAGAAAAUUGUAUCUCGCGUCUGAUCUGAAACUUUGGGAGAGAAAGGGGGAGGAAAAGAUAGAUGGAAUAACGGCACAUUACAUGACGAAAGCACUUGGAAACUAAACUUUAGAAGCGUACCUCUUGCACAGGCAAAGUUGUAUAUACUAUAGAAUUAAUAUAAGUAACUCAAAUUUGAGACCAGUGAAUCUGAUGGUCGAUUGAAAAUCAAACCAGGCUAUUUUGUUUGUCUCAUAUAAAUUUAAUUUCCUCUAAUGCAAUGCUGUUGUAGUAUGUGUUUGAAAUUAUUUGUUCGUUAAGCGUAGUCAUUAAUUUAUAUUACAAUUUGUGUUUACAGCUCUGCACAUUUCACAUGCACGCAUAUAUAUUUAUAAAUUCUAUGACAAGAGAUAGACAGAGUGUGAAUUGUAGCGUCUCAUUAUUUCAAAAUUCCUAAUUUCACUAUACAAUCUCAUCUCCUUAUAGUACUGAAUUAUUCUGCGUGUGUAUAUAUAUGUGUCUGUUGUUAACUUUUAGAUUUAACAUAGUAAAAUCUCAUAAAGAUACAACAUAAUAUUGCGAAACUGCAAUAUAAAAAGAUAAAAUAUACACAAACGGAAAAAAAAGAAAGAAAAGUAACACAAGAAGCUUGAAGCUUUCCUAAGUGUUCAUGUAGACAUUAAUUUGAUAAACUAUAAAUUAUUUCAAGAUACAGUUACUAAUAAUCCUAGCAUCGGGUGCCUUAUAAGUGCUAAAAACAUCUAUGAGUGCCAUUAAGUAAACGCCAAUAUAUUGCUAUAUUAAGAAUUAAAUAAACAAUUCAAGAGAAAGAGAGAGAGAGAGAGAGAGAGAGAUUCUGAUAUUUGUAUACCUAUUUUGACUAUGUAUCAUACUGUAUUUCCGUCGCAAAUGGUGGUACAAAUAAUGGGAGGCCACCAAACAAAUAAUGGACAAUGUCCGUCGGCACAAAAUCACACUCUGCAUGUUAACGGUGUAAAUUCAUUACAUCAAUCUGACUUCCCACAAUACGGUCCGAAUAUCUCUGGACAUAACAGGCAUCGUACGAUACAGACAGGAUCUCCUCUGGAUUUAUUACAAUUAAUAGGAGUCGAUGUACCCUCAUUACGACGUAUAGAAUACAUGCAAUCAAACAAUAAUUCAUCUUCUUUAAAUUGGGAAAGACGUAUGAAUACAUCCAGCAACUCGUCAAUUAUACCAUUCUCAAACUACAAUUUCAAGCAACCUACAAAUAGUAAUUCGACAAAAAAACCAAGCUGGAAUAACAGAAAUAGCCGACGGAGUUCGUAUAGGAAUUUCUCGAAAUAUGAGGCAUACAAUAGCGAUAGUGGGUUUAGUUCUCGUUCACCAACACCAAGCAAACAUUAUAUUGACAAUAGUUUAACAGAAUCUUCAGAUGAACGAGAUUCUACAAUUUCAGUAAGAGGACAGUGGCUAAAUAAAAAGCAUCAUAAGGCACAUCCAGAUAACAGAGCAUAUAAUACAACAAAUGGUUUAAUUUCAAAUACCUCUGCACAUCAGUUUUAUCCAACCCAACGAUCCAACAGUAAUUAUGAUACUACCAAUUCUACUUCGAGAGCACAUAUGCAAAAUUAUCAGAACAGAAGAAGAUAUUUAUCAGGCAAGAAUGAAAAUGCACCCUCGCAAAGAUUUUCACGAAAUCGUAAAUAUUCCGAAGUAUCUAAUUACGAUAUGUUUCCCGGGUGCAUUUCGGCCCCUGAUAGAUUUCUUGCCAGAUCUCAUUUAGUACAAGUAACUUCUACGCCAAGUAACCUUGUUACUGGAUCAUUAUGGGAUGAUUUGUCCGAACAAAUUUGGCGUAAAUUUAUUACGAAUCAACAAACUGAAGCCACGUAUAAAAAGAAAAUGAUGCUAUGGAAGCAGCUUAAUACGUAUGUUAAGACUGUAUAUCCAAAUUGUUGUGUAUUUUUGGGUGGUUCGACAAUGAAUGGGUUUGGGUCAAAUGAUAGCGAUGUCGAUGUAUGUCUUUUAAUAAAAAAUACUGAAUUGGAUGCAAGAUGUAUAGCUAUAGAACAUUUAACGGAAGUGCUAAAACAUCUUAAACAAAGUGAUUUUGUUGAACAACUCGAUAUGAUACAUGCAAAAGUACCCAUUAUAACAUUUGUUGAUGCUAUACGAAAAUUUAAAGUCGAUAUGAAUUGUAACAAUUCUGUUGGCAUCAAGAACACGCAUCUGCUAUAUUGUUAUUCAAAACUUGACUGGAGAGUGAAACCAUUAGUGCUUGUCGUUAAACUAUGGGCUCAAUGGCACCAUAUUAAUAAUGCAAAAUGUAGUACACUGUCCAGUUAUUCUUUAGUCCUCAUGGUUAUACAUUUCUUACAAUGUGGUACCAAUCCUCCUGUUCUGCCAUGUUUGCAUUCAAUGUUUGCAAAUAAAUUUAGGCCUGAUGCAGAUAUUUACAACAUCAAUAUUCAUGAGGAAUUGAACAUUCCAUCGUCCAGUCGCUUACCUGUGAACCAUCAAUCUCUCGGAGAAUUACUAUUUGAAUUUUUCAACUAUUAUGUUGACUUUGACUUCAGCCAAUAUGCGAUCUCCGUACGUUUAGGAAGCAAAAUACCGAAAGAAGAAUGUCGUAUGGGGCUAUCAUCAAAAAAUGACCCUUAUCAAUGGAAGUAUCUGUGUAUUGAAGAACCGUUUGACUUGACCAACACAGCUAGAUCAGUUUAUGAUCCAGACAUGUUCUCUAAAAUUAUAUUCAUAUUAAAUGUUACGUGUUCAAGACUGAAGCGGAGAUACAAUUUAAGCGAUGUGUUUGACGAGAUGCAUUUGGUGAUGAUUGAUACCGCUUGGGCGCUAAUGAUAAGUGACGAAGAAGGAUAAUGUCAUCUUGUGUGACGUGUUUGGUACCUUGUGAUAUUCGGCCUUAUUUUGAAAUGAUUUAUAAUACAGGCAAGGUACAGACGUGUCCUCGGUUUAAUAUCCUAGUUUUUCUUUUUGGAGGAUUGUGAAAUCACAAAUACACAAUCAGGAUGUUAUAUAUGUAGUUAGUAAUACGUGUGUAACUUAUUAUCAACUGCACAUGUAAUAUCCUAAAAGAAAUGUUGCUAUCUGCUGUUAUUAAUAGGCAAAUAUUUUAUUUUGUUAUGAAAGAUCGGACACACAGAGUUAUACAUAUAUCAUUCUUGUUCAAACUUAAAAAUGCAAUACAUACAAUAAAGUUUGUGAUUUAUAUUAAAGCUACAAUCAGUUAGGUUUACUUAGAUUUCUUUAAAUCUUUAACGAGGUAGCCACGAAGCAUUAGAAUAUUAUUUUAAUAUCGGAUGCUUAUUUUUAAGAAUGUAGCUAGCGACCUAUUUUUGAAAUAUUCUCAAUGAAGAACGAGUUGAUAACUAUGAGUUUUUUUUUACAUCUAAUAAUUUUUUUUUAAGUUAUAGGUGAAAUUAUAUUAUUCACUAUUCUUGAAUUUCUUUAUUUUUAUUUAGUUAAUAAAUCAUUUAGAUUGUCGCAUGUUAGGGAUCGUGUUAAUGAUAAGUUCGAUAGCCUACAAGGCAUCACACGUGUUAGAUGUAUUAGAUGUAUCAGACGAACAACUCAUGCAUGGACUAUGUAUUCUGGAAAAAUCACAAAAUAAUUGUGAUACGACAAUAGUUUUUUUUUUAGUUACAGACAAAACUUCAUUAUUUUUCUUCACCCUUUUCAUACAUUUAUUACAUGACUGUUCAUAAUAUCACGUGACAUAAGAUUGUGUUAACGAUAACUACGAUAGCCGUACAUAAGGAACCAUAUAUUUUAUAUUCAUUGAUGUUAAAUGAAAAACUUGUAUAUGAGAUAAUAAGCAAUGUACAUUGAAGAAAUCACGUUGGAUAAUUUGGAUGCAACUAUCAUUACUUAACAAUUACUAUGCUGUAAUCAUGUAACUAUUUAAUUAUCUAAUCGUGGGGCAUUGCCUAGUUAAAGAUUUAGAAAAGGGCCUAAGCAAACUAACUGACUGUAACUUUAAUAUAAAUUAUAAAUUUAAUUGCAAAUAUUACAAUAUUGAAGUUUGGACAAGAAUGAUGUUUGUACGUUCGAUCUUUUAAAUCAAAAUAAUACAUUUUUGCAUUCUAGUCAAUUUGUUCUCUAGAUAAUUAAAUAGUUACAUGAUUGCAGCAUAGUAAUUGUUAAGUAAUGAUGGUUGCAUCCAAAUUAUCCAACGUGAUUUCUUCAAUGUACAUUGCUUGUUAUCUCAUAUACAAGUUUUUCAUUUAACAUCAAUGAAUAUAAAAUAUAUGGUUCCUUAUGUACGGCUAUCGUAGUUAUCGUUAACACAAUCUUAUGUCAUGUGAUAUUAUGAACAGUCAUGUAAUAAAUGUAUGAAAAGGGUGAAGAAAAAUAAUGAAGUUUCGUCUGUAACUAAAAAUAAUUAUUAGAUGCAAAAAAUUAUUAACAUAUUUUCAAUUAAAAAUGUUUUGAGCUAUAACUUAGUAGACAUAAAAAUAAGCAUCUGAUAUUAAAAUAACAUUCUAUGGUACCACGUAUAAAAAUUAAAAAAGAAGGAAGUAGUCUGCUUAUUUCUCUAGUUGCUAUUUCUAAAAAAAAAAAUACACAUGAGCGUAGAAUUAUAGAAAGUAUAUAAACUUUUAGUAUUAUCUUUUGCAAAAUAUCAAAAAUAUAAAAAAAAGAUAAAGACUUGAUAAAAAUUAAAAAAUGUUACAAAUUCGAAAAGAAUUAAUUAUUUACGUUUAUAAUAUUGUUCAGAUAUUGAGUCAAUAAAUGACUGAUAUAGUGGUAAGCAAGACUGUGUUUCUUUUAAAAGGAUUAAAAAAUUUUCUCAAUUCUAGUAACUGUUCCAAAAUUAGUGAAAAUAUGUUCUUAUAUCAGUAGGAUUAACUUAAUAUAUUAAAGCAGAGGAUAUUAAUCGGUGAUACAUACAUAUGUAAAAAAUAGAAUAAACAUUUCUAAUUUGUUAAAACUAGGGAGGCAAGUUUCUCAUAAAUAUAAUCUUUACUUCUCAACAAAGUUCUUCAUUUGUCGACCAAUCCAUGAUGUAAGAAGAAAGGUGUGCUACCGCACACAACCUAUCACAGACACUUCAAAAACGACGCCAUAUUGGGAAAUAUCAACCAAUAUCAUCAAUGCCUUCGCAGCCGUCAUCUUCCUCAUUAUCUUCAUCUUCCUCCUGAGAUAAUAUAGCAUAAUUAUCUACAUCUCGCGCAUUGAUGCUAUUGGUUGAUAUUUUCCAAUAUGGCGUCGUUUUGGAAGGUAGAAACAAACCAAAAUUGGUUCACGCACUGAAAAAAAUUAAUGUACUUUUACAUGGAAAUUACUUGUUCAAAUCCGGAAAAUUACCUAAUUAUAACUAAUUUUUUUUCCAG
Messenger RNA from Vollenhovia emeryi, 5674 nucleotides. Its product is annotated as poly(A) RNA polymerase gld-2 homolog A-like. Lineage: Eukaryota; Metazoa; Arthropoda; Insecta; Hymenoptera; Formicidae. The transcript is spliced from 11 exons. Gene Ontology annotation, cellular component: cytosol. The record is from RefSeq and is a predicted model, not a curated record. The coding region runs from base 1224 to 3200 and encodes 658 amino acids. Gene Ontology annotation, molecular function: poly(A) RNA polymerase activity.